UUUUAGCUACUAUUUUAAAAGUAUGGAUACCGACUUUAGACCAAACCCUUUAUGUUUGCCGCUCCAGAAACUUAGCUAUGGUUUGGGACACAUUUUUAAUGAUUUAUGCGCCGCUAUGUGGUUCAGUUACACUUUGUUUUUUCUUCAAGUGGUGUUAGAAAUGAAAUCUACAACAGCUGGAUUUCUCCUUAUGACUGGCCAAAUUGUAGAUUCUUUGGCAACACCAAUUGUUGGUUACUGUAUUGAUUAUAUCGAAUAUCGAAGGUUGUGGCAUUUAGCAGGAACUGCUGCAGUGGCUUUAGGAUUUGCUCUAAUAUUUUCCUUAAAACCAGCCACAUUUUCAACUGCUAUAAUUGUGUAUUAUGUAAUCAGUAUAAGUUUGUUUCAAAUUGGAUGGGCAACUGUUCAAAUAUCACAUUUAUCUAUCAUACCAGAAAUCUCAAGAAGCAACAGACACAGCUCUGACUUAACGGCAAUAAGGUACAUCGCUUCUGUUUGUUGUAAUAUAUGUGUAUAUAUAAUAACACUUAUUGUACUUAAAAGUGACGGAGUUGCAGAUAACAUAGGACCUAAUGACUUUUACAAAUUUAAGGAAAUAGCUCUUCUAAUUAUCUUCAUCGGGUUAAUAUCAUCGAUGUUGUUCUACUGUGGAUUAUUAGGUAGCUAUGAAGAAGAAUACGAGCCAUUAUUAAGAGACGAAACUGUUCAAAUGGAGAUGACUGAAUUGGAUAAACCGACAAAACAUUUUUUAAAACAAACUCUUAUAUAUUGUGUUUCUGUUAUGUACAUGUGUUCCAGAUUAUUUACAACUUUAAACUUGAUUUAUAUGCCUCUUUACAUAGAAGAACGAGGUAUGUUAAAUGAUAUGGAAAAGGAAAGAAUGAGGCAGAGCAUUGCUAGUAUUCCUUUAACUUCUUAUAUAGCGUCGUUUUUAACAUCUCUAUUUCUCAAAUUUCGUGUUGGUGUUGUUGGAGAUAAGGUUAUAUAUCUAAUUGGAGUUUUAAUUGGACUAAUCACAUCUGUUUGGAUUGGAGUAGGAGUUUCCUCAGAAACUGACACUGAGCUGUACAGUAUUGCUGCUCUAUUAGGAAUAACUGGAUCAACUACCAUGGUAUCCAGUCUCUGCUUAACAGCAAAUUUUGUAAAAAGUAAUGGAUCUGGAGGGGGCAUGAUCUACAGUUUUGUAACAUUUACGGAUAAGCUUAUAUCAGGAUCAGUUGUCUUUAUUGUCCAGCACCUCCAGUGCACACCAAAAAGCUCCUGUCCAUAUUUUUACAACAAUGUACUGACCUAUAUAUGUGCUUCAGUGUCUAUUUUUGCCUUAUUAGCUUUAAUAGUAUUAUACAGUAAAAGAAAUUUAAUUUAAGAUUAAAUAAAGAGUUA
Messenger RNA from Diabrotica virgifera virgifera (western corn rootworm), 1383 nucleotides. It is a transcript of the gene Tc-re, whose product is annotated as major facilitator superfamily domain-containing protein 12-like. Bases 23 to 1366 code for a protein of 447 amino acids. Gene Ontology annotation, cellular component: membrane. The record is from RefSeq and is a predicted model, not a curated record. Gene Ontology annotation, biological process: carbohydrate transport. The transcript has 9 exons. NCBI's taxonomy places the organism in Eukaryota, Metazoa, Arthropoda, Insecta, Coleoptera, Chrysomelidae. Gene Ontology annotation, molecular function: symporter activity.